AUGUGUGCGAUGAAGGUCGACCAUUAUGGUCCCAAGUUGGUCUCCAAGGCUGACAAGAUCACCAACCACAUCAGCUUGACAGACAGCUCCAAGCCCGCCGGUGGAUAUGAUUCGACUCCCAUCCCUCAUGCGCCGCCGGGGUAUACUGUCAAGUUCACCUUCCAUCGCGCGGUGGAUCUGCCUUUUGCAGAUAUCAACAAUUUAUCAUCUGAUCCCUUCGUCUCCGCGCGCCUCGAGGUGGACUUGCCCCGUCGCCAUAAGCAGGAUCCGGACAUGACCUUUCGAACACCGACAGUUCACAAGAACAAGAACCCGGUCUGGAAUGCCGAAUGGAUCGUCGCCAAUGUGCCCGCCUCGGGAUUCAAACUCAAGGCAUUUGUCUUGGACGAAGACCCCGCGGAUCACGAUGACAAGCUCGGUCUGGCGACCAUCGAAACGCAUUCGCUCUCCGAGUCGUGGUCGCCGCUUCGAGAGCAGGCGGUCAAGGUGAAGCAUCGCUUUGCCAGCAAGCGCGUCUACGCUCUCACCAACAUUCAAAAACUCACAGGCCAUCAUAGGGACUCAUUGCUCUACGUGAGCGUGGAAUGUCUGGGGAGGACGCCGGGCGAGGAAGGCGGCCAAAUCUAUACGGUGGGGCCGAACAUGUGGUUCAAGCACUUUUCGCCCCUGAUCGGUCGGUUGGCCGGCGUCAAGGAUCAGGUGCAAAAGCAGGAUGCGAAUGGCAAAGACAUCAGUCGAUACAAUUUCCAGGCGAUUGAGAUGCAGUUGGCGGGGCCCGUCCCCUCCCAAAUGUAUCAUCGCUAUGUGGAAUUCAAGCCGUUCGUCGCGGGCAUGUUCCAGGCCCAGAGCCUGCGCGGCCGCAUCCUGCACAAGGCGCUCCAUCACCAGCACCAACGCAUCUACAACUACGACCGCACCACCCAGUCGGGGGUGUUCCCCAAACCGUGUCGAGAGUUGGCCCAGAAAUUCUUGGAGUUUGUCCAGUAUGGCCAGGGGGGACGUAUCUUCACCUACGUGCUCAUGUUAGACGGCAAGUUCCGCUUCACCGAGACGGGCAAGGAAUUCGGGAUUGAUCUCCUGAGCAAGCAUACGAUGCACAGCGACGUGACCAGCUACAUCGCCUUCUCCGGCGAAUUCUUCGUGCGCGCGCGUCGACCCCACCGACACACACACCGACACCGUUCGCAAUCCUCCACCACCUCACGGCCCCCGACGGCCGCACAGGCGAACGACUUUCCCGUGGAGGAAGACGCCGGCAGGAGCGCACGCGGAAAAGAUUCCCAAGAGUCCCAGGAAGUGUCCACUGAACCCUCCGACUACGAUCUCUACAUCGACAACGACAGUGGCACCUAUCGUCCCAAUGCCGAACUCCUGCCUCUCUUAAAGGACUUUAUGGCCUCGAAUCUCCCCGGCCUCCACAUCACCACUCUGGACUGCAACAGCGAGGCCGAAAAGAUGAAAAAACUCAAGGAAGAGCAGCAGGAUGCCAAGAGCAAAGAAGGACGGAUGAUCACGUACUUGCAGCAAAGCAGCAGCUCCUCCUCCCUCUCGUCCAUCUCCAGCUCCGAGGAAGAGGCCCUGAACGAGCGAAGUGGCACCGGGAAGCCGCGUGGUGGAUUUUCGCGACGCGUGCAUGAGAUGCGCGAUGUCAAGGGCCAGAUGAUGCGGUGGGUGGAACAUGACGGCCAUCCUGAUCGCCCCCCCAAUCGCCAUCUUGCUGGACGGGAUCGCGCUGCUUCUCUGGGGGAUGCUGUCUCGUCGGGUCCGGCCUCGUCAGCGGUGAAUACGGCGGCGUAA
Molecule: messenger RNA, 1797 nt
Organism: Penicillium oxalicum
Lineage: Eukaryota; Fungi; Ascomycota; Eurotiomycetes; Eurotiales; Aspergillaceae
Product: C2 domain protein
Exons: 2
Coding region: 1-1797 (598 amino acids)
Biological process (GO): positive regulation of gene expression
Source: RefSeq, a predicted model, not a curated record